UAGCCCCGCCUCUUCCUCUCGGUCCCAUAUUGAACUCGAGUUGGAAGAGGCGAGUCCGGUCUCAAAAUGGAGGUAAAACCGCCGCCCGGCCGCCCCCAGCCCGACUCCGGCCGUCGCCGCCGCCGCCGGGGGGAGGAGGGCCAUGAUCCAAAGGAACCAGAACAGUUGAGAAAACUGUUUAUUGGUGGUCUGAGCUUUGAAACUACAGAUGAUAGCUUAAGAGAACAUUUUGAGAAAUGGGGCACACUUACAGAUUGUGUGGUGAUGAGAGACCCCCAAACAAAACGUUCCAGGGGCUUUGGUUUUGUUACUUACUCUUGUGUUGAAGAGGUGGAUGCAGCAAUGUGUGCUCGACCACACAAGGUUGAUGGGCGUGUAGUGGAACCAAAGAGAGCUGUUUCUAGAGAGGAUUCUGUAAAGCCUGGUGCCCAUCUAACAGUGAAGAAAAUUUUUGUUGGUGGUAUUAAAGAAGAUACAGAAGAAUAUAAUUUGAGAGACUACUUUGAAAAGUAUGGCAAGAUUGAAACCAUAGAAGUUAUGGAAGACAGGCAGAGUGGAAAAAAGAGAGGAUUUGCUUUUGUAACUUUUGAUGAUCAUGAUACCGUUGAUAAAAUUGUUGUUCAGAAAUACCACACUAUUAAUGGGCAUAAUUGUGAAGUGAAAAAGGCCCUUUCUAAACAAGAAAUGCAAUCUGCUGGAUCACAAAGAGGUCGUGGAGGUGGAUCUGGCAACUUUAUGGGUCGUGGAGGAAACUUUGGAGGUGGUGGAGGUAACUUUGGCCGUGGUGGAAACUUUGGUGGAAGAGGAGGCUAUGGUGGUGGAGGUGGUGGCAGCAGAGGUAGUUACGGAGGAGGUGACGGUGGAUAUAAUGGGUUUGGAGGCGACGGUGGUAACUAUGGCGGUGGUCCUGGUUACAGUAGUAGAGGAGGCUAUGGUGGUGGCGGACCAGGAUAUGGAAACCAAGGUGGUGGAUAUGGUGGCGGUGGUGGCGGAUAUGACGGUUACAAUGAAGGAGGGAAUUUUGGAGGUAACUAUGGUGGUGGUGGGAGCUAUAAUGAUUUUGGAAAUUAUAGUGGACAACAGCAAUCAAAUUACGGACCCAUGAAGGGGGGCAGUUUUGGUGGAAGAAGCUCGGGAAGCCCCUAUGGUGGUGGUUAUGGAUCUGGUGGUGGAAGUGGUGGAUAUGGUAGCAGAAGGUUCUAAAAACUCAGAAGAAAAGGGCUACAGUUCUUAGCAGGAGAGAGAGCGAGGAGUUGUCAGGAAAGCUGCAGGUUACUUUGAGACAGUCGUCCCAAAUGCAUUAGAGGAACUGUAAAAAUCUGCCACAGAAGGAACGAUGAUCCAUAGUCAGAAAAGUUACUGCAGCUUAAACAGGAAACCCUUCUUGUUCAGGACUGUCAUAGCCACAGUUUGCAAAAAAGUGCAGCUAUUGAUUAAUGCAAUGUAGUGUCAAUUAGAUGUACAUUCCUGAGGUCUUUUAUCUGUUGUAGCUUUGUCUUUUUCUUUUUCUUUUCAUUACAUCAGGUAUAUUGCCCUGUAAAUUGUGGUAGUGGUACCAGGAAUAAAAAAUUAAGGAAUUUUUAACUUUUCAAUAUUUGUGUAGUUCAGUUUUUCUACAUUUUAGUACAGAAACUUUAACAAAAUGCAGUUUUGAAGGUGUUUCCUUGUGAGUUAACAAGUAAAGAAGAUCAUUGUUAAUUACUAUUUUGUAUGAAUUUUGCUAAAGUUAACUGUAAAGAAACACCUGCUGACUUGCAGUUUAAGGGGAUCUAUUCUCCCCAUUUCCAAACCAUGAAAUGAAUGGGCUCUGACAUGUGGAGAGAAUAGAUAUUUGUAUGUUUGCAAUGUGUGUUUUAGAUAAUAGAAUUGGGUAUUUAAAUUAGCAUAUUUGUGAAUUUAAUAGCAUUAAGAUUUACUUCAAAUGAAAAAUCUCAAAAUUCCUAUUUGGUUUUUGUGCAUUUUCUUUCAAAAUGUAAUCAUAUGAUUUUAGUGUAUUAGCUUUGCUGAGAGUCCUAGCUGUGUUUAGAACAUCUCCAUUCUACAUUCACCUUGGUCACAUGUGAACUGCCAUAGUUUUAUUUGGGUGUAAAGAAUGUCUCCUGCCCUCUGUUUAAAUUCUGGAAAGGGAUAGUGAAUGUUUUCCGUUUCCUCCUACCUUAAGAAACAUUCUUAAAGUCUUUAAAAUACAGGACCACUAAGCCUGCUCUAUCUGAGCGAAUUAGUGGCUACCUUUUUUUUUUUUCCUUUUUAAAGCACAAGAGGCCCAUAAAUCUUCAGUUAUUUUCCUUGGUUUAAUAUAUAUUUUUUUGAUACAAGCUCUCAGAGCAAGAGAAUAAAAAUCAUGCAUUGUUGAA
Mesoplodon densirostris (Blainville's beaked whale) is the source of this 2354-nucleotide messenger RNA. RefSeq names its product heterogeneous nuclear ribonucleoprotein A3 (gene HNRNPA3). The coding region runs from base 67 to 1203 and encodes 378 amino acids. NCBI's taxonomy places the organism in Eukaryota, Metazoa, Chordata, Mammalia, Artiodactyla, Ziphiidae. The transcript is spliced from 11 exons. Gene Ontology annotation, molecular function: RNA binding. The record is from RefSeq and is a predicted model, not a curated record.